Amyelois transitella is the source of this 534-nucleotide messenger RNA. Its product is annotated as neuronal synaptobrevin-like. Lineage: Eukaryota; Metazoa; Arthropoda; Insecta; Lepidoptera; Pyralidae. The transcript has 7 exons. Bases 1 to 534 code for a protein of 177 amino acids. The record is from RefSeq and is a predicted model, not a curated record. Gene Ontology annotation, molecular function: SNAP receptor activity; syntaxin binding. Gene Ontology annotation, cellular component: SNARE complex; plasma membrane. Gene Ontology annotation, biological process: vesicle-mediated transport; vesicle fusion.
AUGCCAAAUGGCUACAGGGCUGUAAUGCCAUUUAUGGCUGCACCCGAAGAAGGAACCCCAGGUUUGACUGUGGACGAGCCCCAGACCGGCGAGGAUGGAGAGAUCAUCGGAGGACCUCGCACUCCUCAGCAAAUCGCGGCCCAGAAGAGACUGCAACAAACCAGGGCGCAAGUCGAUGAGGUCGUGGAUAUAAUGAAAACAAACGUCGAAAAAGUGCUUGACAGGGAUGCAAAAUUAUCGGAAUUAGACGACAGAGCAGAUGCCUUACAACAAGGAGCAUCACAGUUUGAGCAGCAAGCGAAGAGUCUAAAGAACAAAUUCUGGCUACAAAAUCUAAAAAUGAUGAUAAUAAUGGGUGUGAUUGGAAUCGUCAUUAUAGGGCUACUGUUUGUUCGUUAUCGCGGCACGUCGACCAUCAGUGGUGUGGCUGCACCCAUGGUCACCAAUAGUACCCUCCCCGCUAUUUCCAACCAUUUCCCAGUUGCGUCCUCGUCUGGAGAGGAACAUGAGGUUCACCUGUUCCUGCACGGGUGA